This is a messenger RNA of Macroventuria anomochaeta, 1533 nucleotides long. RefSeq lists its product as uncharacterized. Gene Ontology annotation, molecular function: DNA-binding transcription factor activity, RNA polymerase II-specific; zinc ion binding. The transcript has 8 exons. NCBI's taxonomy places the organism in Eukaryota, Fungi, Ascomycota, Dothideomycetes, Pleosporales, Didymellaceae. Bases 1 to 1533 code for a protein of 510 amino acids. Gene Ontology annotation, biological process: regulation of DNA-templated transcription. The record is from RefSeq and is a predicted model, not a curated record.
AUGCCUCCACAAUCGAGUGAUUCGUCUUCCGGGGUCAACUACUGGUAUGGCAGUAACAGCCUGCCAGACGCGUUGGGAGGAUUACCACAAGAGAAUCCUAACAGCCCGCGCACGAUGCGUCGUGCAUCAGAGGCCGAGGUCCAAGCUGCAGGCUUUCAAAGUCAGGACAACUGGGAUCAGAGCCAAGGUCAACUCCACCUCGACACCUCACAAUCAAUUCUUGUGAUUCGCCCGCAAUCAGCGGCCGCGAACGCAGGACACAAAGCCCCGCUGGCACCCAAACAGGGACUUGGAGGCGCCCUUGCGAACGCUCGCGGCCAACACUCGUCUCCAAUAUCUGGCACCUAUGCUCUGCGAACCCCUCGCGGAAAGAUCACAUCUAUAGCAUGUGAAAGCUGCCGGAAGCGCAAAUCGAAGUGUGAUGGUGUUCGACCGAAAUGCAAUACAUGCCAGUCGAAGAGUCUCACUUGCGUAUACGAUGUAGCUGAGGAUGGCAAGACGACGACGCAACUGCGAGCUCACGUUAGGCGGUUAGCGAAAGAACUGGAGGACAUGAAAUCCGUAGUGUCGUUGUUGGCCAUGGCACCGGAUAGAGCUGCGGCAGCAAAUUGGGCGUCUGAGCUGGAGAAGAACGGCUUUGCGCACCAUUCGGUCGACGAAAUCAAACGGUCACUUAGGGAUUUCAACGAACGGACACCGGCCAUCCCAGAGCAAGAAUCGUUCAGUACACCAGGCAGCGAGCAGUUUGUUGGACAAAUGCCGAACUUGGGCGCGUCUUCUUACGAUGGUUCCUCACGCGAAGAAAGUCGGGAACACAGCCAAGCCGCUUUGAAUUUUGCGCCUGACACUGCAGUUGACGGUGUGACACCCAUGAAUCCAUCAUCGAUGAUCCUCGAAACGGCCAUGAACGCCCUGAACAAGUUUGGUUUCGACUGCGCAUACUACCGGAGAAUGAAACAAGACCUCCUUGCGAACGGUUGGAACGAGGUACAGCUAUUUGGGAGAUCCGAGACAGACGUAGACUCUCUGUUGUUGGGCUUCGCCGAUCCUCAGGAUACACAGCCUGUUCCGGCGUGGUGCGCACGAACAGUGAACAGGAUCCUUCCAACAGCGAAUCUUCCUGUCCGACUUGCUUCCACUUGGAUUUUGACUAAAUUGAUGCGUUGGCUAAUCUGGCCGAGCGUGGAGAACAUGAACGCAAAUCCGGAAUGGCUGAUGCCCCCCAUGGGCAAGCAGGAUGUGUCGCCACAUGAUAUUUUGAUCGACCUUGUUCCUUGGCCACAAGUACGGCGACUGUUAUACCAGCAUCCUCAAGAAUUUUCGGUCGGUCCUCUAGUCGGCGCCAUUGGUAUUACCUGGCCGUACGCGGACGACUCCUGCCACUAUUGGGACAUCGAGGCAGGCUGCACGCGCAUGACUCCACUCUUCGAAAGUACCGUAGCCGAUUUGAACAAUUGGACCCUGGAUCCCAAGAUACUCGAGAUUAUGCCGCAACUAGAAGGCAUGGUACCGAUGAAACCGGUACAAGUGUAG